This is a messenger RNA of Prunus avium (sweet cherry), 700 nucleotides long. The record is from RefSeq and is a predicted model, not a curated record. NCBI's taxonomy places the organism in Eukaryota, Viridiplantae, Streptophyta, Magnoliopsida, Rosales, Rosaceae.
UGUAUUUUUGUACAACCGAUAUUUUAUACAUCGGUUAUAACUGAUACAAACUCAUAAAGAUUUUCGAUAAAAAUGGAAGCUCGGAUUUAGAGAAUUUAGAUAGUAGAAUCGGCACUUCAAAAGUAACUAGGUUUGCGAAAGGACGCGAAAUGGACGAGGAUGAAUUCCGACGCCUUCUCGAUCUCUUCCCAAUCGUCCGAUCUCGCGACUACCAUGCUGAAUUAGAGCAAUCUAAAGAAUCAACUUCUAAGUCAGCCCAGUACGAAGAGGUGAAAGAAUGGCAGGAUGCAUGGGAUGAGGGAGAUAAAAAAGAAGUGGAGCAGCAAGGACUUGACCAACAUGGUGCAUUUUGGGAGAAGCUAAAGUUGGUUGCUGAGAGAAAGGUAUGCCCAACUUUGCCUUUGAUUUUCAUUGGAUAUGUGGGGAUGGUAUUUUACAUAUUAUGAAUAUCCAACACGAUCUAAUGUACAAAAAUUUGGAGCGUUGCAUCAUAUUUUGACGCAAUAGGAUUCUGGACAAUUCAAAACAAGAAGAGAUGAACAUAUUAAUGCGUUUGUAAGCUUACAAUGCAUGUGUUUAUGUUGUAGUGAUUUUUGUUUGCAUAUAAUGAUGUUAGAUAAAACAUAACUAUGAAAAAUAUAAUUGUUCCAUUUUAACCCUUUGUUUCAUUCUGAGUCCAAUCCUUGAUAAAAAUUAAUAA